AUGCUAUGCCACCGUCGGAACAGAUGCUUCGCCCCACUGCUCGCUUACGACACCCUACUGCACGCUAACGUCGCCCCGCUGCUCGCUACUGUCGUUAUCGCUGCUCACUAUCGUCAUUGCGCUGCUGCCGCCAUGCUGUUCGCUACCAUCGCAACCCUACUCGCUGCCAUCGCAACCCUGCUCGCUGCCAUCGCAACCCUGCUCGCUGCCAUCGCAACCCUGCUCGCUGCCGUCGCCGCUCUGCUCGCUAUUCGCCCCGCUGCUGGCUACCGUCGCAACCAAUCCUGCCUGUCGCCAUCGUCGCUGCUUACCACCGCCGAUUCCUCACGCACGCGCCCUGCACAAAGCAAAAUCAGCGCUCUCUCUCGCGCUCUUUUUCCCGCACACUCAUGCGCAUUCUCUCUCUUACGUCCUUUCUCUCGCGCACUCUCACGCACAUUCUCUCUCUCAAACGCCCUCUCACGCGCACCCUCACACGCUCCCUCACACGCUCUCUCACGCGCUCUUACACGCGCUCUCUCACGCGCUCUCACACACGUUCUCUCACCCGCUCUCUCAUGCGCACUCUCACGCGCUCUCUCACGCUCCCUCACGCGCUCCCUCGCACACUCUCAGGCACACUCUCACGCACUCCCUCUCGCGCUCUCUCUCGCGCACUCUCACCACAUUCUCUCUCUCGCGCACUCUCACCACAUUCUCUCUCUCGCGGACUAUCACACGCAUUCUCUCUCUCGCGCUCUCACGCGCACUCACACGCGCUCCCUCACGCGCUCUCUCAUGCUCACUCUCACGCGCACUUUCACGCACUCUCUCCUGUGCUCUCUCACGCGCUCUCUCACGCGCUCUCAUGCGCCCUCUCGCGCUCUCUCACGCACUCUCUCACGCGCUCUCUCAAGGCACACUCUCAGGCACACUCUCACGCACUCUCUCUCGCGCUCUCUCUCGCGCAUUCUCACCACGUUCUCUCUCUCACACGCACUCUCACGCGCUCUCUCACACGCUCUCUCACGCGCUCUAUCAAGGCGUACUCUUAGGGGCACUCUCAGGCGCUCUCUUUUGCGCUCUUUUUCCCCCACGCUCACGCGCAUUCUCUCUCUUACGUCCUUCUCUCGCGCACUCUCACGCACAUUCUCUCUCUCAAACGCUCUCUCACGCGCAUUCUCUCUCUUACGUCCUUUCUCUCGCGCACUCUCACGCACAUUCUCUCUCUCAAACGCUCUCUCACGCGCACCCUCACACGCUCCCUCACACGCUCUCUCACGCGCUCUCACACGCGCUCUCUCACGCGCUCUCACACGCGUUCUCUCACCUGCUCUCUCAUGCGCACUCUCACGCGCUCUCUCACGCUCCCUCACGCGCUCCCUCGCGCACUCUCAGGCACACUCUCACGCACUCCCUCUCGCGCUCUCUCACGCGCACUCUCACCACAUUCUCUCUCUCGCGGACUAUCACACGCAUUCUCUCUCUCGCGCUCUCACGCGCACUCACACACGCUCCCUCACGCGCUCUCUCAUGCUCACUCUCACGCGCACUUUCACGCACUCUCUCAUGUGCUCUCUCACGCGCUCUCACGCACGUGCUCUCUUGCGCUCUCACGCGCUCUCUUGCGCUCUCUCACGCGCUCUCUCACGCGCUCUCUCACGCACUCUCUCAUGCGCUCUCUCACGCGCUCUCUCACGCGCUCUAUCAAGGCGCACUCUUAGGGGCACUCUCAGGCGCUCUCUUUCGCGCUCUUUUUCCCGCACGCUCACGCGCAUUCUCUCUCUUACGUCCUUUCUCUCGCGCACUCUCACGCACAUUCUCUCUCUCAAACGCUCUCUCACGCGCAUUCUCUCUCUUACGUCCUUUCUCUCGCGCACUCUCACGCACAUUCUCUCUCUCAAACGCUCUCUCACGCGCACCCUCACACGCUCCCUCACACGCUCUCUCACGUGCUCUCACACGUGCUCUCUCACCCGCUCUCUCAUGCGCACUCACGCGCUCUCUCACGCUCCCUCACGCGCUCCCUCGCGCACUCUCAGGCACACUCUCACGCACUCCCUCUCGCGCUCUCUCGCGCACUCUCACCACAUUUUCUCUCUCGCGGACUAUCACACGCAUUCUCUCUCUCGCGCUCUCACGCGCACUCAUACGCGCUCCCUCACGCGCUCUCUCAUGCUCACUCUCACGCGCACUUUCACGCACUCUCUCAUGUGCUCUCUCACGCGCUCUCACGCACGUGCUCUCUUGCGCUCUCACGCGCUCUCUUGCGCUCUCUCACGCGCUCUCUCACGCGCUCUCUCACGCUCCCUCACGCGCUCCCUCGCGCACUCUCAGGCACACUCUCAUGCACUCCCUCUCGCGCUCUCUCACGCGCACUCUCACCACAUUCUCUCUCUCGCGGACUAUCACACGCAUUCUCUCUCUCGCGCUCUCACGCGCACUCACACACGCUCCCUCACGCGCUCUCUCAUGCUCACUCUCACGCGCACUUUCACGCACUCUCUCAUGUGCUCUCUCACGCGCUCUCACGCACGUGCUCUCUUGCGCUCUCACGCGCUCUCUUGCGCUCUCUCACGCGCUCUCUCACGCGCUCUCUCACGCACUCUCUCAUGCGCUCUCUCACGCGCUCUCUCACGCGCUCUAUCAAGGCGCACUCUUAGGGGCACUCUCAGGCGCUCUCUUUCGCGCUCUUUUUCCCGCACGCUCACGCGCAUUCUCUCUCUUACGUCCUUUCUCUCGCGCACUCUCACGCACAUUCUCUCUCUCAAACGCUCUCUCACGCGCAUUCUCUCUCUUACGUCCUUUCUCUCGCGCACUCUCACGCACAUUCUCUCUCUCAAACGCUCUCUCACGCGCACCCUCACACGCUCCCUCACACGCUCUCUCACGCGCUCUCACACGUGCUCUCUCACCCGCUCUCUCAUGCGCACUCACGCGCUCUCUCACGCUCCCUCACGCGCUCCCUCGCGCACUCUCAGGCACACUCUCACGCACUCCCUCUCGCGCUCUCUCUCGCGCACUCUCACCACAUUUUCUCUCUCGCGGACUAUCACACGCAUUCUCUCUCUCGCGCUCUCACGCGCACUCAUACGCGCUCCCUCACGCGCUCUCUCAUGCUCACUCUCACGCGCACUUUCACGCACUCUCUCAUGUGCUCUCUCACGCGCUCUCACGCACGUGCUCUCUUGCGCUCUCACGCGCUCUCUUGCGCUCUCUCACGCGCUCUCUCACGCGCUCUCUCACGCGCUCUCUCACGCGCUCUCUCACACGCACCCUCACGCGCUCUCUCAUGCGCUCCCUCACGCGCUCUCUCACGCGCUCUCUCACGCGCUCUUUCAUGCGCUCUCUCACGCGCUCUCUCACGCGCUCUAUCAAGGCGCACUCUUAGGGGCACUCUCAGGCGCUCUCUUUCGCGCUCUUUUUCCCGCACGCACACGCGAAUUCUCUCUCUUACGUCCUUUCUCUCGCGCACUCUCACACACAUUCUCUCUCUCAAACGCUCUCUCACGUGCAUUCUCUCUCUUACGUCCUUUCUCUCACGCACUCUCAUGCACAUUCUCUCUCUCAAACGCUCUCUCACACGCACCCUCACACGCUCCCUCACACGCUCUCUCACGCGCUCUCACACGCGCUCUCUCACGCGCUCUCACACACGUUCUCUCACCCGCUCUCUCAUGCGCACUCUCACGCGCUCUCUCACGCUCCCUCACGCGCUCCCUCGCGCACUCUCAGGCACACUCUCAUGCACUCCCUCUCGCGCUCUCUCUCGCGCACUCUCACCACAUUCUCUCUCUCGCGGACUAUCACACGCAUUCUCUCUCUCGCGCUCUCACGCGCACUCACAUGCGCUCCCUCACGCGCUCUCUCAUGCUCACUCUCACGCGCACUUUCACGCACUCUCUCAUGUGCUCUCUCACGCGCUCUCUCACGCGCUCUCAUGCGCCCUCUCGUGCUCUCUCACGCACUCUCUCACGCGCUCUCUCAAGGCGCACUCUCAGGCACACUCUCAUGCACUCUCUCUCUCGCGCUCUCUCUCUCGCAUUCUCGCCGCGUUCUCUCUCUCACGCGCUCCCUCACGCGCUCCCUCACGCGCUCUCUCACGCGCUCUCUCACGCGCUCUCUCACGCGCUCUCUCACGCGCUCUCUCACGCGCUCUCUCACGCGCUCUCUCACGCGCUCUCUCACACGCUCUCAUAUGCGCACACGCUCUCCCUCGCGCUCCAUCUCUUUCUUCUUCAAAUGAAAGUGCAAUGCAAAAAACAACCCGCGCUCGCGCACCAACCCGCGCUUGCGCUCGUGCACCUGUCGCCGGACGAGACGGCGGAGAGGGAAGGAGAGGCGACGGCGGGGAGUGGGGAGAGGCGACCGCGGGGAGGAGCGAGAGGCGACGGCGGGGAGGAGGGAGAGGCGACCGCGGGGAGGAGGGAAAGGCGACGGCGGGGAGGAGGAGAGGCGACGGCGGGGAAGGAGGAGAUGCGACGGCGGGGAGGAGGAGAGGCGACGGCGGGGAGGAGGAGAGGCGACGGUGGGGAGGAGGGAGGCGACGGCGGGGAGGAGGGAGAGGCGACGGCGGGGGGAGGGAGGAGGAUAGGCGACGGCGGGGAGGAGGGAGGCGACGGCGAGGAGGAGGGAGGCGACGGCGGGGAGGUAAGGGAGAGGAGAUGGCGGGGUGGAUGGGACGGAGUGAUUGUGAGGUGGGUAAGAGAGGUGUCAGCGGGUAGUGAGGGAGAGGAUACGGCUGGAUGGAGCGAGACCGACGGCUAG
Messenger RNA from Closterium sp. Naga37s-1, 4746 nucleotides. The record is from the annotation of a GenBank genome assembly. NCBI's taxonomy places the organism in Eukaryota, Viridiplantae, Streptophyta, Zygnematophyceae, Desmidiales, Closteriaceae.